This is a messenger RNA of Monosiga brevicollis MX1, 1785 nucleotides long. RefSeq lists its product as uncharacterized. The record is from RefSeq and is a predicted model, not a curated record. Lineage: Eukaryota; Choanoflagellata; Craspedida; Salpingoecidae. The coding region runs from base 1 to 1785 and encodes 594 amino acids. The transcript has a single exon.
AUGCGGGUUGAGGAGGGCCGCAAUGGCCAGGGGGGCUGUUUGCCGGCGACGACCUCGGCCCUCAAGGCCUCGGACGAGGCUACGCAGGGCAUUCAUCACCGCGCACAGCGAGCGCUGGACGACCUGCCGGCUCACUUGCAACCCUUUGCACACCAGCUGUGGGCCGAUCAUGUCCACCCUGCACUCAUUCGACGCCAACAGGAAAGCCUUACCACGCAAGCACAGCUUGCACAGGCUGCUGUGGCCGAUACUGACGCCCUUGCCCAGCUGAGCCACCAAUUGGACGCUCGCCGCGGUCGCCUGGCUGCAGCGCUCGACCAACUUCGCCACCGACGUUGUCGGCUCCGUGCGCAGCGCUGCUGGCAGCAGGUGCGGCGGCAUGUACUGGCCCGUCAGUUGGAGCGGCUCCAGGCCAGUGUUUUACGCAAACGCCAGCACGACAUGGCCAUCGAUCCAGCUUUGCUGCACGAGGAUGAGGGAGCCGCCCCGGCCCGGCGCCUAUUCGGAUCCAACACCGUCACCGUCCCAAACGUUCCCGGUGGCCCUCAACGGCGUGGCCCACGUCAACGGCCCUCGCUCAUCUUUAACAUUAACAAACAAGACGACACCUUCUUCCAGAAACGCCGCCUGCCCCGCCUUUCCGAGCACACGUCCGUCUUUGUUCCACAGCACGCCGCUGACGAUCUUCGCCACCUGUUGGAAGAAGUUAAGGAGGAGGCGGCUGCUCGACAGGCCCAUGUGGCCCAACUUCAGCGCGAGCUUGAGGCCCUGGUACGCUUGGAGCAAGGAGGUAACGAGGAGGAUGUCGUGGGCAGCUGGACUGAUGCCAGCGAACGGGCUGCCCGCGUGCUGCGCCUCGUGACCUCUUUCGAGCGCCUGUUUAGCCAGGGAUUUUUUCGCGAUGCCGCCGUUCUGGGAGUCACGGGCCUCAACGGAACCCUGCGCACACCCCAAACCGCCGAGCGUUUUGCCGACACCCAACAUGACGCCGAUGACGCCUGGGCUAUCUUUGCAGAGGCGCUCCUCCGCCAUCGUCCUACUCAGGCCGAGGUGGUGUGGGUCGUACAACAAGCCCUCUUACGGUCCACGGAAGCUUCCCAUGCGUAUCUCGUUCAAUGGGCACAGCACGGCCUGCUGCAAGGUCAUAGCGCCAUUCUAUGGCUCCUCUGGCUCCACGUGCGCUGCUGCAAUACCCACAGUGGCACGAGCACGGGCACAGCCGGAGGUAACCGUCUCCUUGGCCCCCAUCUCAGCCGACCCCGCAGCCUCUCCAGCUCCGGGGGUACAGAACGCAGAGAUGUGGCGCGGCUGGCCAGUGCGCAUCUACGCGCCAAGGCCAUUGGCUCCUCUCGCCGCCCCUCCACCCGCAUGUCGGUAACCCGCAACAGCACCAUGCUCCUCUCUUCUGCCCGCGCCCGGCGCGAUGCGGCGGCCGCCGACGUCACCGUGCGGCGUAGCCUCUUGCUCACUGCCGUCUUGACUCCCAUAACUGAACCCGGUGAAAUAUCUGCCUCCAUCCUCAUCGCCAUUCCCUCGGAGCUGCAAAAUGUCCCGGCUUUUUGUCAAGAAGCGGACGCACGAGCCUGGCGCUGGCUCUGCGAACCACAGCUUCCCAUGCCAACGGGGCCCAGUGCCCUCUCUGCCACGGCCCUCAUUUCUUUGCUUGAUUCCCUGGCCCCAAUCCCAGGGCUAGGACUGUCCCUAGCGGCUGAUCCUGACAUCCCCGCCUAUGCAACUGCCUUGGCCCGGCGUUUGAUCUUCGAGGCCGUGCACAUUGUCGUAUAA